CAUCCACUCCUUCUGAAUGAUCACCGAUUAGUUCAGCAGUCACAAACAGAUGUGGGGCCGUCCUGACAAAGCUCAGACCUCUUCUCUACGGACCUGUGCAGAGUGCAAAAUAACAACCAGUUUGAGUUUUCUAUAAUUCUUUGCCGACGGAUGGAGAGUGUCACCUGCUAGAUAACCCUAUGGCGCGCCUACUAUGCUGUGAUAUUUUGUGAUAAUAACUACUUUUCUUUUGCGAAGAGGAAAUAAAUCCUGAGUUAACUGCGAUGGCGUUCUUCCGUCAGUUGCGUCUCCUCCUCUGGAAGAAUGGACUAGCUGUUGUUCGUCAGCCGGGAUGGUCACUUACAGUAAUCAUUUGGCCCAUCGUCAUCUUCAUCAUCUUGGCUGUCACCCGGAGGCAGUUCCCCCCUGUGCAGAGAGAACCAUGUUAUGUUGGACCUCGGAACCUGCCCAGUGCGGGGUUCUUUCCCUUCCUUCAGACCCUCAUGUGCAACACUGACAGCACUUGUCACAACAAGUCACGCCUUCUAGACACAACCAAGACUGGAAGCACCCUCUCCACAGGAAGUGCCCCUUCGCUUGGACGCAUGUUAAAAUCGGGGAGGCUCAUCCAGUCAGCACUGAAUAACUCCACUGGCAACUCUGCAGAAAUGCUGGGGCUCUGGAACACCAUGCUAGGUGCACCGUAUGGAGGAGUGGUUACGCCUGAACACCCAACGUGGAGCAACAACUCUCACAUGGGACACUUCAACAGCCCUCUGUAUGUUCAGAACACCUCGGAUGCCAUGGUGGAGUCCAUGAGGGAGCUAAGGACGGCCAUGUGCACCGUAGGUCUCUCCAUGGUCAACUCCUCCUCUGGCCACCCUCUCUACUACGCCCUGGUCACCUUCUGCGGGACCAACAACACCGUCCUGGAAGUCUCCCUGCUCACCAUCAACCAGCUGCUGAAGGACCUGAUGAAGAGUGAGGCCAACGUUGUCGUGCCGAUUGCAGCACAGGUGGUGGUGAUGUUUGACCAGCUCCAAAACCACAGUGCAUUGUGGGACAGCCUUUUGGCCUUCCCACAGCUCCUCUCAAGCCACUCUGUGGACCAGGCACUGGUUGAGGGGGAAAAUCUGUUCACCAACCUGCAAGGGGCGUUGCAUGUGUUCCAAGAGUCUUUCCCAGAAGCAGGUGACACACUCUCGGCGUUGCACAUCCUUUUGACUGGAGGAAUAAACCUCAGCCGCUACGUUCAGAAGUGGCCAGGCCGAGACGUCUACAUCUCACUUGGAGAUGUUGUCAUGUUGCAGAAUGACACGAUCAGCGAACUCACCAAACUUGUUCUGCGGCAGAUAGAAAUACCCCUUGAUAAGGCCAUUUGCCUGUUGCUUGACCCAGACACGGUGCGAUCCUACAUUUGUAAUAACAGCGGUAGCAAUGCUGGACUGACCGCUGCGUGCAUGACUGGGUUGGUGGACACCUUCCUGGGCUGGAUUAGUCCAGAAAAAGUGGCCACGCAGGCCCUACUGAUGUGGAGUAAGUCUGUGGCCGCUGGUGACCUGGCCUUUGUGAAGGGCUUGCUGCAUAGUGUGAUGGGAGGGGCCAUGAAAAGUCCCCAAGACACAAGGAGGAGCCGUCGCAGUGUGGAUGCAGAUGGGCCACAGAACCCGGAAGAGGAUCUAUUUGUGAACGUGGGUCGUGUGGUACUGGAGGUUCUCAAGGUCUUCCCAGAUGUCGACUUUGUCAUUCAGCGCAUCCUGAGGACCGGAUUGUUUUCAAUGCACACUGCCAAUCUGGCCAUCAACACCAUAGAGAAGAUGAUUACGAGCGUUAGUAAAGAUGUUCAUCAAUUCCAAAACACUUACAUGAUGCUGAUGACUGAGCGGCCAGAGGCGGGUGCUUGGAUUGACCAGGCCCUGAACAGCACAGCUGAGAUGGUGUUGGAAGUCUUGACACCAAGCGGGCCCUUAACAUGUGAACGCCUGCUGCGUCCCUAUGAUUGGCUGUUGCACUCCGAGUGCAUGGACCCUGAAGCGUGGAAAGCCCUCAUUUGCCAGAACGUGACCAACCUGGAACAAAGCCUGGCAAUGGAAUGGUGGCCUCUGUUCCAGAUGGUAGAAGAAGGCUACAGUAACAUCUUUAGUCACCAAGGCGACAACAUCACCCUUCCCAUGAUCCUCUCUGAGUGGCACAAGCUGUGUAACAACACGAAAAACUUUCCAAUGUUCAUAGACACAACGUUUUGGAACUACCUCUCUGAUUCCUGGAUGUCUGGGAACAACAGUGACGAUAUGACGGAAACUCUCCUUCAAAGGGUCAUGUCGGCUGUGGCAAGUUUGGGCGAAGGCAUCGAAAGGAGCCCGCUGUGGCCCCAUGUGGGCCGCUAUGUGUACAUGACCUCGUGGAUCCUGAACUACAAGCCUGGCAACACAACAGAGCCGGCUCACUGUUCCUUUGAUUUGCAAACCAUGGAUGUGUACUGCAAUGCUAAUGUGGACUGGCCACAGUUUGUUCAAGUAGCCACACAGACUAUGCUGUCACUUCCAACACAGCCAGAGAUUUUGAUCAGAUGCCUCAAGGGAACAUUGAGUCUACUGGAACACGUCUAUGGUAACAUCUUGAGAGGCCUGAUUGCAUUACACAUCCCAAAACAAAUACCUGGGGGUGAUGCACUGUCUCACUACAUGAUCAACCUGGUAGAACAACUGCGUGGCUUUGCACUAAAUCUAACCAACCUCAAGGACAGUGACAUUUCCAACCCUGAUAUAAUGCUCCCCAACAUCUACAAUCUUCUCCGAUCCACUGGUCUGACGCCACUGAUGCCCCUGUUUGGGAGCGGUGCAUCCAUUAACGCCUCCACUGUUCUGGAAGUUACCCUGAAGCUUGGAAGGCAAAACCAAAAACUCUUCAUCUUCAAUGAAAGCGACCCCACUCUGCCAGAUCUGGAGCGGUUGAUCAUGAACUUGCUGUCCAUGGAGGGAAAUCUCACCCUUCCACUGUCUCUCAGCAUGGGACACACGCUGCUCACAUAUUCUGGGUACCUGCGCCCAGAAGAUCUGGCCAGCCUCCAGCUGGCCAUUCAACCUUACACCAACCAGACAUCAGCGGGCUUCACAGAGGCUGUGCUCUCUGCCAUAGAGCUAUUGAAUACACUGACGGAUGCGCCUGGUGGCGAUCCUACAAACAUCAUCGUGGCCUAUGUUCAACAGCUCCAGCAGUUCUUGAUUUCAGCACUCAAACUGCGUCGAAUCGAUCAAGUCUGGCUAUCAAGUGGGCAACUUAGUCCAGGUCAAGUCACCGACCUCCAGCGGGUCACAGUUGACCUCCUCAAACUGCUGUCCCCAGAGGGCCUCCAAAGUCUAGCUCAGGCCGGACCCAACGCCACCCAGCAGCUGAUUUUGCAGAAACUUCUUGCGUUCCUCCCAGUCGAGGUCCAGCUCCUUGCAACUGACCUUGUCCAGGAGGUCCAGAUGCUGGCUGGUCAGUUGUCAUUCUGUACAUCAACAGGACAGGACUGUGUGGCGAGCCUCUCUGAAAUCAUCAAAUUCUUGCAGCAAGUCGCGACGAUGUUACAAGGGACCGAAGGGAACGUCACCAUCCAGAUAGAGCCGACCAAUCCUUUCCUGCAGACUCCGUCAUCUCUACGCAUGGCCGCCGCCGUCUUUUCACUUGUCCUGCCGCAGAGAGAUGCGCAGCACUUUCGAUUGAUCAACCAGACGCUCCAUUUCAUCACAUUGCUCAUGGACACACCACAGCUAACCAUAGCCCAGGCCCAGGACGCCCUAAGAGAGUCCCACCUCACCCUGUUAGAGCUGGAAGAGGUCGCUGCUCUGCUGGGUGCUGCCAACACCAACAGCCUGCUGGUAAACAUCGUGGGCCUCGUUGACGUCCAGCAGUGUUUCGCACAGCCGCCGAGCCCGAGCUGUGCCACGGGCUUGAUCAGCAGAGUCACUGGCUUCCUCUCAUAUAUACCCGCGCUCCGCGACGAGUCCCUGAUUUUUGCCCUAAUUCCGGAACUCCUCAACAAGUCUAUUGUCAAUGCCGAAGGCGCAAUCUACUACAACGAUCCACAAGUGUCGACUGUACUGAUUUUGAACCAUACCCUGGCUAAUAUCAUGGUGGGCCUGCAUCAGCUGAAUCUGAGCUCACCUGAGCUCAUGCAAGAGAUCAGAGUUCUACAAAACCUGUUGGAACUCGCCUCCAUAUAUCCGUACAGCAUGCCUCCCUUCUCCAACAACACCAUGAUUGAUGCCCAGUAUCAGGCCCAACUGGAGAUCAUCCAGUGGUACAUUAGAAAGCUGGAGAAUAUCACAAGUAGCAGUGAAGUGUCAAGCCUUCUCUAUCCUAUAUACCGCUCAGUGGAACUAUCGGUUGCUAUGCAACUGGCGUCAACUAACUUCUCUCAGUUUGUCAGUAAUGAGGUGACAAAUCUGGUGGACAACCUUGAAUACCCUAUAGAUGGGGCAGGGGUGAACAGAAUCGGGCUGGUAAUCAUUAAGCUGGUAAGGGAGCAGAUUAAAACCAUCUUGAAUAAUAUCCAGCUUCAAAAUGACCUCGACCAGAGUCUUGGAUAUCAACCUAAGUUCAACGCCACAACCCUGAAUGCCUUAUCAUAUCAAACGGGGCUGUAUCUGGAUCUCAUAGGCAACUGGAUGAGAACACCCAACAUCACCACAGUCUUCAACAGCAUGUUAAACUGGGGAAACUCUAGCCUGAACCUAACCACCCCAGGGAACGACAUCCACCAAUUGCUGCAGUCCGUCGCAUAUUACCUCGACAAGGAGGCAGUUGGCCUACUUCACAGUCGUCAGCAACUUCACCCAGGUCAUCAACAAGGCUCUGUCUGCGGCGGAGCAACCGGGCGGUCUCCAGAGCGACACGUUCUCCGAAGCCAUCGUGGCAGUGGUCGGACAGGUGAUCCAAAUCCUGGACCCGGAGAUCCCAGGUCCCCUGCAGCAAAACAUCUUGGCCGUCACAGUGGACUCCCUCCAACUGAUCGUCAACCCGACAUGAGCUUCGCCGCAGGACGAUACCUCUCCUUGCAAAUCCUGGGAAGGGCGGAGAUGCUCGUCGAGCAAAUCCUGCCGAUUGAGGUUGUUUAUUAUGUGAUUCCUGGAAUCCAGAUCAUCACCACCUAUUUUGAGACCAUCUCUAUGAUUGAUGGACAAGACAAGUGGAAUCAGAUCAUUUUGAACGAGUUGAAGACCAUCCAAGGAUUCCUUCCCGAAAACAGCACGGCCUUCUUGGCAAUCACAGUGAACUCCCUCCAACUGAUCAUCAACCCUGACAUGAGCUUCGCCACGGCACGCAACAUCUCCUUGCAAAUCCUGAGAGGGGCGGAGAUGAUCGUCGAGCAAAUCCUGCCCAAUGGGGUUGCCUAUUACGUGAUUCAUGGAAUCCAGAUCAUCACCACCUACUUUGAGACCAUCUCUAUGAUUGAUGGACAAGAAAAGUGGAAUCAGAUCAUUUUGAACGAGUUGAAGACCAUCCGAGGAUUCCUUUCAAAAAACAGCACAGCUGAAGCCUACUUGACCACUAUCAUUGACAUAACUUACUCAUUAAUGGGGAACGAUAAAGAAAACAUUACUCUCUGGGACAGUUUUGGGAACUCAUCAUCAAUGGGAGAAUUGACAAUAGUUAUCAGUCAGAUUCAAAUGGUCCUGAACAAAGUGUGGCCUGCGUUCACGGAACACCUAGGGUUUCCCAUCAGGGUUCCCCCCAUCAUGAGCUUUGUUGACCUGGCCCCUGUUCUGGAACAAAUCGUGACUGGUACUGCAAACCCAGGCACCUGGUACAAGCUGGAGAUGAUGCUGAACACGCUGCUGUUGAUGCUCCAAGAGACGUCCCUGUGGGAUCCCGACGUGCCUUGUGUCUUGAUCAUCGAGACCAUUUUACAAACACAGGUUCAGACCAUUCAAGCUCAGAAUGAGUUGAUACAGAGCCUUAACGGACCACUCGUCACAUUGACAGCAGAACUCAUCCAGUCCAUUAACAGCAGCCAUCUCAACUGGUCUGUCAUCCAGGAGCCAUUCCUGGUCGCUAUUGAGCGCAUGGUGAUGGCUGCCGGACAGACCAAUGGGACCUUGGACUGCCUCCAGGUUCUCAUGCUGUGGGAGCCUGUGAGGGCUGCGGCUGGGCUGGAAAACGACACAGACACCCUGCGGGCAUGGUGUCACGUGAGCCUGCAGCCAGUCCUCCAGAGCUACGCUGCAGCUCAGACCCACUACGCCAACCUCAACAUCAGCAACCUCACACCAGGGGCCGCCAGUGUGACGGCGGCAGGGAUAGCCAUGUCCCUGCGUUCUUUGUACCACGCCUUCGUCAACAGCAGCCGUGUGUCGGAGCAGCUCAUCAUCGCUUUAUCCAUAGAGCUGUCUGAUCUGCAGCCCCUGAGCUCCGAGGAGCAGGCUCAGUGGUACCAGAACCUCCAGGAAAUGCAGCUGCAAGAGAGCUUGGACUCCCUCGAAGCGCUCACAGAUGAGCUGCUGACCGUGGCCCCCUUCCUCAAGACGUACGUGGAGGCCGCGGAGCGAGCCGCACAACACCUGCUAAGCAACAUGCAGCCGAUGCAGAGCGGCGACAUCUCUCCGGACAUUUUCGGAGAAACCGCGUACACUUUCCUGGACUCCCUGAACCUUACCGACCCCAUGUUACCCAUGGUCUGGGGGAACGGUACGACACUUGACGGGCCAUCUGUCUACAACCUCAUGAAGGAAGUGGUGAGCAUGAUCGUGCGGACGGAGCUGUUCGGCGACAUGCCCGACCUCUACCGAUGCAUGGAGCGCUUCGUGGCCGCCAACUCCACACGCCAGGUGGCGGAAGAGUUGGCGGAGCUGUUGGCGUGGGCCUCCGAGACCCCGCAGGGUCCCGGGAUGGACGUGCUGCCCCGGCUCGUCUCCCUGAUGCACGCGCUCUUCAGAGCGGUCCACGAGCAGCUGGACAUGGAGCUCCCGCAGAACACCGGGUUCUUUGGAGACUUGGCGUUGGCCCUUGUCCAGGCGGUGCAGGCCCUGAUCCCCGUGGAAGACGACUACAGCGGGCCCCAAUGGGAGUCGGUGCCGUGGGGGAAUCCGGACAACGGCACCAUGUGGCUGGAACGACACGGCGCAGCUAAAUCAAGGCGCCGUCGCGAGCUCCCCACGGAGCCCAUCAGGGAGCCCAUGGUGGACUUCAUCGAGCUGUUCUCUGUCGACUACCCGGCCCUGUUCCAGGCCGUCUCCAUCGCACCCAGCCCCGCAGAGGUCCUGGAGACGGCUCACGUGCUCUUCGCAAAUCCAGACCUGAACGUGGUGAUGAAGGGUACAGCCCAGGACUUUGUGGGGCAAGAAGACACCUCAGACACGGAGGAGGCCAUUGACUCUGUGCUGGGCGUGCUUGCCUACCUCACCAACCGGGAGGUCUAUACAUCGCCGUGGACGUAUGGAUCGACGGAGCUGCUGAUCGACAUGGCUUUCCUUCUCUCAGAGGGGCUCCCCUACUCCUCGCUCAUAAAGAACAUCACCUUGAGCCUUGCCAAGGAAUCUCCAGAGAACCUGCAACUGCUCCCAGAGAUGUAUUAUACAGUGGCUGAACUUCUCACCACCAGCCUGAUGGAUGAACAAUACCCAUACAUUCUCGAAGACUUCUCCUACCAGGUGUGUCGGCUGGAGAACAUGGAUUCCGUGCGGACCCUCUUGAGUGCCCUGAAUGUUGAGCCGGGGCAGCUGUGUGCUAUUCUGACACCAGCCGUGGAAAUGCUAAUGGAGAACCUGCCGGCAAAUUAUUCCAACCUGCCUGAUGUCCUCUUCACCACCUUGGUUGGAGAGCCCAUCACGUACAAUAUUGACCGAGGCUGGACCACUGCGUUACCUGCAAAUCUUGGCUUGAACAUAAGCAGCAUCAAGGCUUUCACAGUAAACAUAACCAAACCAGAACGGGUGGCGGUAGGAGAAAUGUUCAGGGAUGAGGCUGCCUUUGUGAUGGACGUUCAGCGGUACAUGGCCUUCGACCCGCGCACCCUCCACCUUCUGCUGAACACCACCCUGCCGGACAACCUAGCCACCCUCUCCUGGUUGGUCAGCCUGCGCCACUGCAGAGACUCACCGUAUGGCCAGUCAGAGGAGCCCGAGGCCGUCAUCUACAGGGCCUUCUGCUCCAUGUCAGCCCAGCAGUGGUACACCUUCUCGCUGCUGGUGGCCCGCCAUGUCAGCAAUGAGAAGCUCAUCUACAGGCUGGUGAUGUCUGAGGAGCUGCAGAGCAUCGUGGGCUUCAUGCUUCAGAUGACCUCCGUCCUGACGGACAUGAUAGGCAGCCUGGGCCCCGUCCUCGGCCAGCUGCAGGGCUUCCUGACCUCCAUCGACGACCUCAACCUGGUCGCCGACCCCGCCUUCCGCAACAUGAUGAGAGGAUACAAAAGGGACCUAAGUAGCAGGUCGAUGCUGACCACCAUGACCAGAGCCCUGUGCAACAAUGGCAUGAUGGCCCUCUUUGGCAUCUCCAAGCUGACCAGCAUGACCGACGCAGACCCCUCCUUACCCUACACCGAGCAGAGGGAGGAGAUGAUCACCAAGUUCAAGAUACCACGCGAUGCUUCUCCGUUCUGCAUGAACCUGUACCUGGAAAUGGUGAACACUACGGGAGGGGCCAUUGCCUGGGCCUUCCUCAAGCCCAUGCUGAUGGGCCAGAUCCUGUACACCCCCGACACCCCCACCACCAGGGCCAUCAUGGAGAAGUCCAACGACACGCUGCGUGAGUUUGCCAAUCUGAAGCAGUACUCGGCAGACUGGAUCGAAUCCUCCGGCCUCCUCGUUAACUCCACCCAGGUGCUCAGGGAGACCCUGCCCAUGCUGAAGAAUUCCCUGGGCAACGCCUUUGUGAAGAAGUUCAUUGAGAUGCAGACGGACAUCAAUGUCACAGAGCUGAGGGAGACCCUCAGUGACUUCGCUAACAUGGGGGUCAUGCUGGAUAAAAACAAGCAGGCUCUCAAGCAGAUCACCGUGCUGUCCAACCUCAUGGUCAACGUCGCUUCCUGCAUCAAGUUCGACCGUUACCAAGGCUACGACUCUGCUGAGGAGAUGGACUCCGUUGCCCAGGAGCUGGCGAAAAACCGUGACCUUUACGCAAGUGUCAUCUUCAAGCUCCCCUCGGGAGACAAUCGGAAGCCGGGGAACGGCAGCGACGUUGCCGAGGCGGGCCUGCCGCGCAAAGUCAGCUACACCAUCCGCAUGCACAUGGACAACGUGAUGCGCACGGACCGCGUGCGCAGCCUCUACUACCUCAAGGACACGCACAUCGACGCGAGCCAGACCAUGCGCUACACGCGCGGCUUCAUCUACCUGCAGGAGAGCAUCGACCGCGCCAUCAUCGCCACGCACGCCGGCCACCACGUGGCCGAGCCCGCCGUCCAGCUCCAGCCCUUCCCCUACCCGUGCUUCAUGCGGGACGAGUACCUGGAGGCUAUCUCGUUUGUCUUCCCGAUCAUGCUCAUGAUUGCCUGGGUCCUGUUUGUGGCUGACUUUGUGAAGAAGCUGGUCUACGAGAGAGAGCUGAGGCUCCAUGAGUACAUGAAGAUGAUGGGCGUCAACCCGCUCAGCCACUUCUGCGCCUGGUUCCUGGACUGUGCCGUCCACCUGCUCUUCACCAUCGUCAUCCUCACGCUGGUGCUCAAGUACGGCGGCGUGCUGCCCAACAGCGACGGCUUCCUGCUCUUCCUCUUCUUCUGCAACUACGGCCUGAGCAUCGUGGCCAUGAGCUUCCUGGUCAGCUCCUUCUUCGACAAGACCUACAUCGCCGGCAUGACGGGCAGCCUGGUCUACGUGCUCUGCUUCUUCCCCUUCAUCAUCGUCAUGGGGUUGGAGACCAAGCUCAGCCUCUCCGAGAAGAGCGCUCUGGGACUACUAGCACCUACCUGCUUCAGUUACGCCACGCAGUAUGUCACACGCUACGAAUACCAGGGAGAAGGAAUCCAAUGGAGCAACGCCUACAGUUCCCCCGUGAGCGAGGACAACUCAUCGUUCGGCUGGAUGUGUUGGCUGCUACUGAUCGACUCGGCCAUCUACUUCCUCAUUGGGGGCUACAUUCGCAUGGUGUUCCCAGGACAGUACGGCCUCGCCGCCCCGUGGUACUUCCCCGUGUCGCGGUCCUUCUGGGCCGACCUGUGUUGCGCCUGUCGCCGGCGAGGGGCCAAGGAGCCCAGCGGCCUCUUCAUCACCAACAUCCUGCAGAGCAACCAGCCCGUCUUCCCCGAGGACAAAGAGAAAGACCGGAAGAUGUUCUCCUCGGCGACCAAUGAGGAGUUCCGGGGCCUGCCGGUGGGCGUGGCCCUCCACCGGCUCUCCAAGAUGUACGGCGAGCGCGUGGCGCUGAGUGACCUCAGCGUAUCCUUCUACGAGGGCCACGUGACCUCCCUGCUGGGGCACAACGGAGCCGGCAAGACCACCACCAUGUCCCUGCUGACCGGCCUGUUCGCCCCGUCCUCCGGCUCCAUCGAAGUCUACGGCCGGGACAUGCUGGCCAACAUUGAGGACAUCCGCAAAGAGCUGGGCGUGUGCAUGCAGUACGACGUCCUCUUUGACCACAUGACCACCAAAGAGCAUCUGCUUCUAUACGGACAGAUCAAGGCCCCCCACUGGACAGAGGGAGAACUGCGAGAGCAAGUCCGCAAGACCUUGGAGGAGACCGGCAUGCACGCCCACAGGCACAAGCGGGUGGGCACCCUGUCUGGCGGCAUGAAGCGCAAGCUGUCCAUCUCAAUCGCCUUCAUCGGGGGGUCUCGCCUGGUGGUGCUGGACGAGCCCACCACAGGGGUGGACCCCUGCUCCCGACGCAGCAUCUGGGACAUCGUAAUCCAGCAUAAGACCGGACGCACCAUCGUCAUGUCCACCCACCACCUGGACGAGGCUGAGGUGCUGAGUGACCGCAUCGCCUUCCUGCAGAGCGGAGGGCUCAAGUGCUGCGGCUCCCCCUUCCAGCUGAAGGAUCGGCUGGGCCAAGGCUACAAGCUCACCCUCACCAGGAAGGCCGCCGGCGAAGGGCCCGGCCUAGACAACGCAGAGCUGAAGGCCUUCAUCCAGGCCCACGUGCCCGAGGCGCGCCUGAAGGAGGCCCAGGGCAGUGACCUGGUGUACACACUGCCCCCCUUCACCUCCUCCAGCGCCUCCUCCUACCGAUCGCUGCUCUCGGCCCUGGACGGCAACCUGGACGCCCUGCAGCUGGGCUGCUACGGCAUCUCUGACACCACCCUGGAGGAGGUCUUCCUCAAUCUGACCCAGUCCGACCCCAACUCUGAGGCCCCACUGUCCAUCUCCGAGUCCGUGUCCGAUACGGCGUCCUUGGACAGCUUCUCGGAGGGGCGGAUGGGAAGCCGGUCCCUCCCAGGCGAUAAAAUCCGCCUGACCGGCUCCCCCACGCUGCGUGGCGCCGCCCUGGUGUGGCAGCAGGCGUGGGCCCUGCUGGUGAAGAGGUUCCAGCACAGCCGGCGCGACUGGAAGGGCAUGCUCACCCAGAUACUGCUGCCCGUGGUGUUCGUGGUGUUCGCUAUGGGCCUGGGCUCGGUCAAGAGCGACAUGGAGCACUUCCCCGAGAUGGAGCUCAGCCCCGCCCUCUACAACAUCGGACCCAGCUACUCCUUCUUCAGCAACCGCAACGCUAACUCCAGCCGCAUGGUGGAUGCCAUGCUGUCCUACCCGGGGAUAGAUAAUGCCUGUCUCGAUAAGCGUGAUAACCCGGUCUGCAGCAGAAGCACCAAGUCGGACACCUGGGAAUCGAAAGGGAACAAAUCUCAAGUCUUUAGCACCUGCAAGUGUAUCAGCCAAAACCAGGUGUGCGCUGAAAACACAUACAAGCCCCCCCAUAAGAAGUUGCCCUCCUCCCAGACGUUCUUCAACCUGACUGGCCUCAACGUUGAGCACUAUCUCAUCGCCACAACCAAUGAAUACAUCCGCAACAGAUAUGGAGGGUUUGAAAUCGGCCAGCCAAUCCCAGCUGGCCUGCAGAUGGAUCUCCGAGAGGUGCCUAAAGACCGCAGCCUGGCCAAGGUGUGGUACAACCCAGACGGCCACCACUCGAUGCCGGCAUACCUCAACAGCCUCAACAAUCUCAUCCUGCGCUCCAACCUCCCGGCAGACCAAGACAAGGAGCAAUACGCAAUCUCCGUUUCCAGUCAUCCCUACUUUGGCAGGGCAGAUGACGAGGACGCAGUUGUGCACGGGCUGAUCCAGCUCCUGGUGGCCAUCUGCGUGAUGACGGGCUACGCCAUCACCACGUCCAGCUUCGCCAUCUACGAGGUCCAUGAGCACCACAGCGGCGCCAAGCGGAUGCAGCACAUCUCCGGGAUCGGGGAGCCCCUGUAUUGGACCGUCAACUUCCUCUACGACAUGACACUGUACCUCAUCCCGGUGUUCCUGACCGUGGGUGUGAUUGCAGCCUUCCAAAUCCCGGCAUUCACAGACAGGCAGAAUCUGUCCGCCGUCACCCUGCUCCUGGUGCUCUUCGGGUUUUCCACCUUCCCCUGGAUGUACCUCCUCGCGGGAGUCUUCAAGGAUGCAGAGAUGGCCUUCAUCAGCUACGUGUGCAUCAACCUCUUCAUCAGCAUCAAUACCGUGUUGCCCACCUCCAUCCUCUUCUUCAUGAGUCAAAUCUCAGUCACCGACACAGAGGCCAUCCAGCUGCUCUACAACCGUCUGAGCCGGGGCCUGCUCGUCUUCCCCCAGUUCAGCUUCGGCAAUGGGCUGAUGGAGCUGGCGCGGAACAACAUGGAGGUGCAGCUGCUCAGCGGCUACGGCGUGGACGCCUACAGGGAGCCCUUCUCGGCCGCCGGCCUGGGCCCGGUGUUCCUGUCCGCCUUCCUGCAGGGCCUGGUGUUCUUCGCACUGCGGCUGCUGUUGAACAGGGGGCUCCUCCGCAAAGUCUGGCGUCUGACCAUGGGCAAGAGAGUGCUGCCCCCGGUGGCGGUCGACGGCCAGGACGGCCAGGACGGCGAGGACGAGGACGUGACGGCGGAGCACGCCCGCGUCUCCAGCGGCGAGGCCAACUCUGACCUCCUGCAAGUCUGCCGCCUCUCCAAGGUCUACCAGUACCUCAACAAGAAGGUCCACGCCGUCAACCAGGUGUCCCUGGGCAUCCCCGCCGGCGAGUGCUUUGGCCUGCUCGGUGUGAAUGGAGCCGGAAAGACCACUACCUUCAAGAUGCUGACCGGAGACGUCAGUCCCACCGACGGAACCGCGCAGAUCAAGGAUGUUGACGGGCGCAUGGUGGACAUCAUGGAGUGCCGUGACCAGGGCAUAAACAUUGGUUACUGUCCCCAAGUGGACGCCCUGGACAACCUACUCACUGGGAAGGAACACCUGUACUUCUAUGCCCGCAUCCGCGGCAUCUCCAAGCGGGAGAUUGAUGGGGUGGUGAACCACUUGUUGAAGAAGCUGGAGCUGGUGUCCCACCGGGACGCCGUCACCGAGGGCUACAGCUGUGGCACCCGUCGGAAGCUCUCCACCGCACUGGCUCUCAUCGGACAUCCGCAGAUCCUGCUCCUGGAUGAACCCAGCUCAGGCAUGGACCCCCGCACCAAACGCCACCUUUGGAAGAUCAUCUCGGAAGAGGUCAAGGGGAAAUGUGCAGUUGUCCUCACCUCUCACAGCAUGGAGGAGUGUGAGGCUCUGUGCAGCCGCCUGGCCAUCAUGGUGAAGGGUCAGUUCCGGUGCCUGGGUUCCCUGCAGCACAUUAAGAACAGGUUUGGCAGUGGGUUCACGGUGAAGAUGUACCUGGCCCUUGCCUCCUGCGAUGUGGAUGUCAUCACAAGCUUCAUGCGGCUCAACUUCCCCAGCACCUACCUCAAGGAGCAGCACUCCACCAUGGUGGAGUACCAUGUGCCCGUGGCUCCGGGUGGAGUUGCAGACAUCUUCCACCAGCUGGAGACCAACAAGAACGCUCUGCACAUCAAACACUUCUCAAUCAGCCAGACCACACUGGAUGAGGUCUUCAUCAACUUCGCAAUGGGGAAGAUCGGCACAAUGGACACCAUCCCCAUUCACAACGAGGAGGCAGACAGCCUAGACCCCUUCGGCCUUAUGCCAGUGUAGGAGUAGGACACCCCCCCCCCCAUACACAUCAAAAUAAGGGCAAAUGUAUUGUGUCAAGUUAUCGUAUACCGUAAUUUAACCCGUUGUUUCUAUGAAGAAUGAGCUUUAGCCACUUUAACCGCAUGAUGGAACGACUGCACAAGUGUUCUUUGCAUUAUUACUCGUCGCUUAUACCGGUCACUUUAAUGUGAAUUGUCUCUUCUCAACAAUGCAGUGGACUCUGAAAGGAAUCAGGGCAAUGACAUCUACUUUAUUUUUUAUGUACGCUCACUCACACACACACACACACACACACACACGUUCAUACGCCGGCGUUCACACAGACACACACAAAAGCACACAUUAGCCAAAGGACAAAAAUAUCUUACUUUAUUACAUAAUUGCCCUGUGUGGGGUAGUGACAUGUUUAUAUGUUUAAGUUGAUUUCAAUGAUAAUGAAGGCAAAAAUGAACCGUAUAGAAUGUACAUUUUGUUUCUCUAUGGUGGGGGGUAUAAUUUAUUAGCUGAAUAGUUGAUCUACGGCAGUUUUUCCUAUGCAUAGUAUAUCCUAAGGGUACAAGAACUAUGUUCCAAAAAUAACCAUUUUCCAUACAACCAUGUUACUUUGAUCAAUCUUCCAGAUCAAAUCUCCAGAUCAAUCAUCCACGGAUAGGAUCAGAAUCACAGGUCUAUGUGUAUUAAUUGUCAUUUUUGCAGUAAACAUCAUUUUUCCUACUACUUACAUUCCAAUCUAGCCAUAUGUGCGCUACCAGAUUCAAACACACACAUAAUAAUCAUAUAAUCUGUGACAAUUUUCAUCCUCUUCCUCAUUAUAACUUUUGGUUGAAGAAGGAACGAAUCCAGGAAUGCCUUAUGGGGGAGUUUUUUUAAUCUGAAAAUAAUUUGAUGAAUGUUUUUAUAAUUCAAUAAAGCAUCUGACUUAAUACAA
This is a messenger RNA of Gadus morhua (Atlantic cod), 14961 nucleotides long. It is a transcript of the gene abca12, whose product is annotated as ATP-binding cassette, sub-family A (ABC1), member 12. Gene Ontology annotation, cellular component: intracellular membrane-bounded organelle; membrane. The record is from RefSeq and is a predicted model, not a curated record. Gene Ontology annotation, molecular function: ATP hydrolysis activity; lipid carrier activity; ABC-type transporter activity. NCBI's taxonomy places the organism in Eukaryota, Metazoa, Chordata, Actinopteri, Gadiformes, Gadidae. Gene Ontology annotation, biological process: transmembrane transport; lipid transport.